Molecule: messenger RNA, 8192 nt
Organism: Gallus gallus (chicken)
Lineage: Eukaryota; Metazoa; Chordata; Aves; Galliformes; Phasianidae
Gene: MYO7B
Product: myosin VIIB
Exons: 49
Coding region: 164-6592 (2142 amino acids)
Cellular component (GO): cytoskeleton; myosin complex
Molecular function (GO): ATP binding; cytoskeletal motor activity; protein binding
Source: RefSeq, a predicted model, not a curated record
AGACAAGUGGCACUCAGCAAGGGAACCUUUCCUGGCACCAAUGCCAGUUUCACCUUCCCUUUCCUUCUUACUCCCAAGCUUAUGAAAAACGAGGAACUAAACUGCUGAAGCCAUACAGUGAAGAUUUCUUCAGGAGAGGUUGCAUACAGUGAUCUGAGACAUAAUGGUCAUUUACAGAAAGGGUGAUCAUGUGUGGCUGGAAGCUCAGCCACACAGUGAAUUUAAUGUCCCUAUUGGGGCAGUUGUGAAGGACUCUGACUCAGGACGGAUCCUGCUGGAGGAUGAUGAAGGCAAGGAGCACUGGAUCACAGCUCGGAACAUGCACAUGGUUCGCCCAAUGGACCCAUCCACUGCACAAGGGGUGGAAGACAUGAUCCGUCUUGGGGAUCUCCACGAAGCAGGCAUGGUGCAUAACCUCCUCAUCCGCCACCAGCAGCACAAAAUCUAUACUUACACAGGAUCUAUCUUGGUAGCAGUGAAUCCAUACCAGCUGCUGCCUCUCUACACAGUCGAUCUUAUCAGGCUCUACUGCAACAAGAGGAUUGGAGAGCUGCCACCUCAUGUCUUUGCCAUUGCAGACAACUGUUACUUCAAUAUGAAGAGGAAUAAGAGAGAUCAGUGCUGUGUGAUCAGUGGAGAAUCUGGAGCUGGGAAAACUGAAAGCACUAAGCUAAUACUACAGUUUUUGGCAGCUGUCAGCGGCCAGCAUUCCUGGAUAGAGCAGCAAGUCCUAGAGGCCAACCCCAUUCUGGAAGCUUUUGGAAAUGCCAAGACAAUUCGAAAUGACAAUUCAAGCCGCUUUGGUAAAUACAUUGAUAUCUACUUCAACCACAGUGGUGUGAUAGAAGGAGCCCGGAUAGAACAGUUUCUUCUGGAAAAGUCCCGAGUUUGCCGGCAGGCUCCAGAGGAGAGGAACUAUCACAUCUUCUAUUGUAUGCUGAUGGGGAUGAAUCUAGAGCAGAAAAAGAUGCUGAAUCUGGGCACUGCCUCAGAGUACUCUUAUCUCACUAUGGGCAACUGCACGUCCUGUGACAGCCGGAACGAUGCAAAGGAGUAUGCCCACAUCCGCUCAGCAAUGAAGAUCCUUAUGUUCUCAGACUCUGAGCACUGGGACAUCAGCAAACUGCUGGCUGCUAUCCUGCAUCUGGGGAAUGUGGAGUUCGAAGCGGCUGUGUAUGACAACUUGGACUGCUCUGAUGUGAUGGAUUCACCACACUUUUCAAUUGCAACCAAACUGCUUGAGGUGGACUAUAGUGAACUUCAAAACAGCCUCACAAACCUGUCCAUCAUUGUCCGAGGAGAAAGCGUGUCCAGACCCCUGAAUGUGGCUCAAGCUGCAGAUGGGAGGGAUGCCUUUGUGAAGGGUAUAUAUGGACGGAUUUUCCUGUGGAUAGUGAACAAGAUCAACUCAGCCAUUUUUAACCCAACUUCUCAGAAGCCUAAAAAUACACGCCAGUCCAUUGGGUUGUUGGAUAUUUUUGGGUUUGAAAACUUUAGCAACAACAGCUUUGAGCAGCUCUGCAUUAAUAUUGCAAAUGAACACCUUCAGCAGUUCUUUGUGCACCAUGUCUUCAAGCUGGAACAAGAGGAAUACCUUGCAGAGCACAUUACCUGGAAUAACAUUGACUUCACUGACAACCGCCAGACCCUGGAAGUCAUUGCACUCAAGCCCAUGAACAUCAUCUCCCUCAUUGAUGAGGAGAGCAAGUUCCCAAAGGGCACAGAUGCCACCAUGCUUAUCAAAAUCAAUUCCCUCCAUGGAAAAAGUAGAGUCUAUAUCCCACCUAAGAGUGACCAUGACACCAAGUUUGGCAUUAACCACUUUGCUGGGGCUGUCUUUUAUGAAUCAAAAGAUUUCUUGGAGAAAAACAGGGACACACUGAGUGCGAAUGUAAUGCAAGCGGUUCAUUCCUCCAAAAAUAAAUUCCUGAAGGAGAUUUUCCAGGUGGAAACAACCCCAACUAGUCUGGGACGUGGGACCAUCCGGCAUCUUGGAAGUGAUCAGGCCUACAAGGGCCUGGAUACCACCAAACGGCUAUCUACUCUGGGUGGACAGUUCAAGCAGUCCCUGGAAAAGCUAAUGAAAAUUCUUGGUCAGUGCCAGCCAUACUUCAUCCGCUGCAUCAAACCCAAUGACUACAAGAAACCACUGCUGUUUGACCGGGAGCUGUGUAUCAAACAGCUGCGAUACUCAGGGAUGAUGGAGACCAUUCGGAUCAGGAAAGCUGGCUACCCAGUUCGCUACACUUUUGAGGAGUUCUUUGAGAGAUACAGAGUUCUCCUGCCGCGGUCUGCUCUAGAACCGCUGAAGAAUGAUGCUCGACAGUGCUGUAUCAGAAUCUCUGAAGCAGUUCUGGGCAAAGAUGAAAGCUGGCAGGCUGGAAAGACCAAGAUUUUCCUUAAGGAUUAUCAUGAUACAAUAUUGGAGUUGGAACGACAGAAGAUACUCACAGAUAAGGUUCUUCUUAUCCAGAAGGUGAUGCGAGGAUUCAAGGACAGGAAGCAGUUUUUGAAACAGAGGAAGUCUGCUAUAGCUAUCCAGGCAGCUUGGCGAGGCUAUUGCUGCCGGAAGGAUUUCAGAAUGAUUAUGCUGGGCUUUGGGCGCCUGCAGGCCCUCUACCGGAGCCGGCAGCUUGCUAAGCAGUAUGAAACAGCACGGGCACACAUCAUCAGGUUUCAAGCUGCAUGCCGUGGUUAUCUAAUACGUCAAAAGAACAAAGUCAAGCUGGAAGCAAGGAAUAUCCGCUUGGAAGAAGAGAAACGUCUCAUUAGUGUCCUUGGGCCAGUGAAAGCAAGGGAAGAAGCUAUGAAGUUAGAAAAGGAACACCUGGCUAUUCUGGAAGAAGAAGAGGAAGAAGGACAAAGGAUGAAUAAUGAUUUUGUUGACAGACACACAAAUUAUGAUGUUAUCAGUGACCAGGAGAUGGUGGACAAAAUUUUUGGGUUUUUACCUUCUAUGAUUGGAGGCCAAGAAGGACAGGCUCCUCUGGGCUUUGAGGAUUUGGAAACAAAGCCCAGCAAGCUGGAAGAGGUGGACCUGGACAUGAUUCCUAUGAGCGUGGAGCUAGAAGAGGAAGCAGAUGGCUUGGAAGACUACACCUUCCCGAAGUUUGCAGCUACUUAUUUCCAGGGGUCAUCUACACAUACACACAUCCGGAAACCCCUGCGGCACCCAUUACUCUACCAUGACGACAAGGACAAUGUCCUGGCUUCUCUAGUUGUGUGGGUUAUCAUCCUGAGAUUCAUGGGGGACCUACCAGAGCCAACAAUGUUUGCCAAGAACGCCAAGAGCGGUUCUAUGAUGACACAGAUAUAUGACACACUUGGCAGAAAAAACCAAGUCCAGUUCAAGAACAGCCCAGAUACGAGAGAAAGCAAAAAGGAUAACAAGAUUUCCAAGGGUAUCUCUUCCCUGAAGCUGAAACGGUCCUCCAAGUUGACAGGGAAGGUGACAGACCAGCUGAAAAGUGGAGAAGAGGGUUUCCAGGAGGACAGCUCAAUCUCUGAGAGACCCAUGUCCAACCUAGAAAAAGUGCACUUCAUCAUUGGCAAUGCAAUUCUGCGCCCUGCCAUCAGAGAUGAGAUUUAUUGCCAGAUUUGCAAACAACUCACUGAAAACAGCAGCAGGAGCAGCUAUGCUCGAGGCUGGAUACUUCUGUCACUUUGCCUUGGUUGUUUUCCCCCUUCAGACACAUUUGUAAAGUACCUGCUGAAUUUCAUCCACAAUGGACCCUCAGGCUAUGCACCAUAUUGUGCUGAACGUCUGAGACGUACCUAUGUCAAUGGAGCAAGGACUGAACCUCCAAGCUGGCUGGAACUUCAGGCAACAAAGCAGAAGAAACCCAUUAUGUUUAAUGUCACCCUGAUGAACGGCCAGAGCAUCACUGUCCCUGCAGACUCUGCUUCCAUUGCCAAAGAGAUCUGUCAGUUCAUAGCAGAUAAAACCAAACUGAAGGAUAUCUUUGGUUUUUCACUCUACAUUGCUGUGUUUGAUAAGGUGUGGUCACUGGGUGGAGGACGGGAUCACGUCCUAGAUGCCAUCUCUCAGUGUGAGCAGCUGGUGAAGGAGCGGGGCACGCAUGAACGCCAUGCACCCUGGAGACUUUACUUUCGGAAGGAAAUUUUCACCCCAUGGCACAACUCCCAGGAGGAUCCCAUCAGCACUGAUCUCAUUUACCACCAGGUCAUUCGUGGGAUCCGGUUUGGAGAAUACCGUUGUGAGAAGGAGGAGGAUUUGGUGGAGAUAGGUGCCAAGUAUUGUUACAUCCAGUUUGGAGAUACUAUCCACAAUGAACUUGUGCAGAAAGUGCUCCAUGACUGCAUCCCAGUGAAACAGCUGAAGUCCAAGCCCCUGGAAAAGUGGGUGAGCCUUAUCACCUACGCACAUGCUAAGGCCCCAUACACACAGGAUCGUCUCUCCCGUCAGGCUGUGAAGGAACAACUUGUAGAUUUCGCUCGCUUCCAGUGGCCUUUGCUUUUUUCCAGAUUCUUUGAAGUCACUAAGUUUUCAGGUCCCAGCUUGCCCAAGAACCACUUUAUACUUGCUGUAAAUUGGAAGGGUAUCUGCUUCUUGGAUGAGUCAGAAAAGCGGCUCCUUGAGCUGACAUUCCCAGAGAUAACAGGCAUCCAUACAAACAGGGCAGUGAAAUCAUUUGGACAGAGUUGCACUCUCAUCACCCUUCAUGCCGAAGAAUUUGUCCUGACAUCUGUGAACAGCAUUGUCAUCGCUGAACUGGUGGUGAUGUUCCUGGAGGGGCUAAAGAAGAGAUCACGAUUUGCUGUGGCAAUGCAUGAGAAAAAAUUCCAAGAAGACCCUGCCGUCCUGUCCUUCAAGAAGGGAGACUUGCUAAUCUUGACCGAGGACAAAAGGCUAGAUGCAAACUCUGGUUGGAUCCAUGCCCAGAAUGACAGGACAGGCAAAACAGGGAAUGUAUUUCUGGAGGAGAUGUACAUCAUUCCUUCACUCACAAAGCCCUCUGGUCAAGUACUGAGUUUGCUAAUGAUGUCUCCAGACCAGAGGAGGACAGCAUCGCAGAACUCCUACAUAGAGGAACCUGAUGAAGAGGAUCUCAAAGUGAAGCCUUACACACUGGAGGAGUUCUCCUAUGAACACUUCAGAACUCCUGAGAAGGAAUCCAUCAGCAAAGCUGUUCUCCAGAAAUCUCGUGGGCACAGUCAGCUGUGGGCACACUCUAAGGAUCCCUUAAAACAGCCCUUGCUGAAGGCAGCAUGCACAGACCCUGAUGUUCGGGACGUGGCUUGUCAGGCCUUCAUUGCCAUCAUGAAAUUCAUGGGGGACUACCCCUCAAAGCAGACACACUCCUCCGUGGAAGUCACUGACCAGAUAUUUGUGGCAGCUAUCAAGGAAGAGGUCCUGCGGGACGAAAUUUACUGUCAGAUCAUGAAGCAACUAACUGACAACAGGAACAGGUAUAGCGUGACCAAGGGCUGGCAGCUCUUGUGGCUCUGCACUGGCCUGUUCCCCCCCAGCAAGUCACUGCUGAAACAUGCCCAGAAGUUCAUAGAGACACGUCAGAAAGAGCCACUGGCCCUGGAUUGCAAGCGGAGGAUUCAGACAGUGAUGAGGAGUGGCUCCAGGAAGUGGGCACCUCAUCCUGUGGAGGUUGAGGCCAUCUUGCAGAACAACACUAAGAUCGCACAUAAGAUUUGCUUCCCCAAUGAAACAGAGCAGACAUUUGAUGUGGGAACAAACACCAAAAACCGGACUCUAUGUCAGAACAUCGCUUCCAAACUGCAGCUGAGCUCUUGGGAAGGUUUCAGCCUCUUUGUCAAGAUUGCAGACAAGGUGAUCAGUCAGAAUGAAGCAGACUAUUUCUUUGACUCACUGAGGCAGCUGACAGAUUGGACCAAGAGGAACAAACCAGUGAAAGAUGGUGCUACUAUGUCUGUAGCUUAUGAGGUGUACUUCAUGAGAAAGCUGUGGUUGAAUGUAACUCCUGGGAAGGACCUAAAAGCUGAUUCUAUUUUUCAUUACCACCAGGAGCUGCCGAAGUACCUCAGAGGCUACCACAACUGUUCCAGAGAUGAAGCUGUCCAGCUGGCAGGGCUGAUUUAUAAAGUGCGCUUCAACACCGACCGCACACAGCUGGCAACCAUCCCCAAAAUCCUGAAGGAGUUGGUGCCAGACAAUCUGCUUCGAGUGACCUCACCAGAUGAGUGGAAGAAGAGCAUUACUGCAGCAUACAGCAAACAUGAAGGAAAAACUGUGGAUGAGGCCAAGAUUGCCUUCUUGAAAAUCAUAUACCGGUGGCCAACAUUUGGAUCAGCCUUCUUUGAGGUGAAGCAAACCUCUGAGCCAAAUUUCCCAGAGAUUGUGCUGAUUGCAAUCAACAAGCAAGGAGUCUCAGUGAUACAUCAGAAGACAAAGGAAAUCUUAACAGUUUAUCCCUUUAAUAAAAUCUCCAAUUGGAGCAGUGGGAGUACAUUCUUUCACAUGACGAUAGGGAACCUGGUACGAGGAAGCCGGAUCUUAUGUGAGACAUCUCUGGGUUACAAAAUGGAUGACCUGCUGACAUCCUAUGUACACCUGCUGAUGAAUGCAGUUAACAAGCAAAAGAGCCUCCCAGCUUGAAAGCAAAACUAGAAUCCACAACCCACAUCAGUGCCAAACUACCCAUCAUUUCAUCUCCCAGAAGAAAAAAGAUUUAAAAAUAUUAAUCUAGCUGAUCAGUUUUCUGAUCACACACUGAAUGAACUGUGCUGCUGAAAUACUACCACAAGUUCAAGUGAACAUGUGCUUUCAAGUACCUUCAGCACUUGUCUUUCCUAGGUGUAGUAACAGAACUCCAUUCAGAUUUUGAAGUUUGAGGAAGUGUAGCUGUUUUUAGUCUAAUAAGAGAGGAACACCCAAACCCUAACACAAGAGCCACUCCUGGUACUCAGGAUCUCCUCUAUUCUUAAAGAGAGACACAUUAACAGGAUUCUUUUCCCCUUUUGGAGAGAAAAUCCUGCCUUGCUUCUUAAGCUUUUACCAAAUGUGUAAUUUGCAGCAGAGGUAAUAUUUCUUCUUCCUAGUGGAAAUCCUGGAAGUGGAGAAAUGCCCUUUAGUAGUAGGAUAAUGGGACACCUGGAAAGGUAAGAUGAAGGUUUCCAUCCUUUUAUCACUAGGUUAAGUACAGAAAUUACAGUAGACUAUCAUAGCCAAUUACUGUCACAGUAGAAAUGUCACUCCUGUGUGAUGCUAAGUUAGUGGGCUGGCCACAGGUUUAUCACUGCCUUCACUAAAUUAAAUGGUUUUCUUCCUUCCAUGAUUCAUAAAACACACAGAAACUGACAGCUGCUUCCUACUAGACAGUUUCUAGGAAGCCUGAACAAACUCUGAAAUGGGUCUGGAUCGUGGGCCCGUUACUCAGUUGCUCCUAUUUCAAGCUACAGAUGUGCUAUUCAGUGCAAUCUGAACUGAAAAAGUCAGUCUAACAGAUAUCUGUUGAAAAGAGAUGUAUUUCUGCUCUGUAGAAAUGUCCUCAGCUUGGAGCUAUGUAGACAUUCAUUCACAAGACAAGAACAAUAGCAAAGAUCUUCAGCUAUGAGAGCUAUUUCCUGUUUUAGGCACUGAGUUUGAUUCGGUGCUUGCUCAUGUCACAGACCUUUGUCAACACACAACCUGGGACUGUCAGGAAGCAGAGCAUGUAUGCCCUGUGGUGGCAGUGAGCCCAGAUGCUCACCUCACUAGAGAAUAAGUACUGCUUCCCCAGCGCCAGGCUCUCCUUUGCUCACAGUGAAGCAUGGAUAUGUCUUAAAGCAUUGCACCAAGUUCCUUGAGACUCAACCCAGCAGUGCUGGAGAAGCAGCUCUGCUGGAUCUCUCACCAAUUUGCCAAUGUGUGCACAAUGGUUCCCUUGUUCCCUCAGCUGUGUGUGCGUGCAACUCCAGCGCUAAUGGGAAUUCUGUACAUGCAUGGCAGGGAAGAGCCCUCCCCUCUUUGUGCAUGUAAAUGAGUGCCACACUUGUUAGAAUAGCUGAUGAUUUCGCAAGCAAUUAGAUGUUCUUGCUGUCAUGUCCAUUGCUGGCAAUGGAAACUUUGGAGACUAAAGACUUUGGAGUUGUUUUGUCACCCUAUGUCUGAUCUGACUGUGAGUGGGAAGCAUUCAAUACUUCACCUGUGAAAAAAAGAAAUUUUGCAUCCAAAAUGUAUUGUUUCUGGUUUUUAAAUAAACCCUGCAGAAAAUCAA